UAAAAUAAUAACAAUCCUUUUUAUUCUUGUUAUUUAUUAUGGCAAUAUCAGAUUCAAAUAAUAAAAAAUCAAAUAAUAAUAAUUAUGAAGUCUCUGCCACUAUAUGUUUUAAUUGUGGUACAACGACAACUCCCUUGUGGAGAAGAGGACCCAAUGGUGAAACAAUAUGUAAUGCCUGUGGUCUUUAUUUAAAAGCAAGAAAUACAUUGCGUCCACCUACUAUGAAACGUAAAGUAAAGAAUAAGCAGUCUAAUACGAAUACUACUACUACUAUUACUACUACUACUACUACUACUACAUCAUCAUCAUCAUCAUCAUCACUAUUGACAACGGAAAACUCUAUACCCUCUACUGAAAACCCACCAGCUGGAAGUUGUCCUGGUGGAGGUCAAUGUAAUGGUACUGGUGGGUCUGCCUCUUGUAAAGGAUGUCCUGCUUAUAAUCAACAUCAAGUGAAUCGACAUACACUUAUUUGUGCUAAUUGUAGGACAACAACUACUCCACUUUGGCGUCGAGAUGAAAUGGGAAACACGAUUUGUAAUGCAUGUGGUCUUUAUUAUAAACUACAUAAUGUGCAUCGACCUGUUAGUAUGAAACGAAGUGUUAUUAAACGUCGAAAAAGAAUUAUUAUUACUGAUAAAGAUGGUCAUUCAACUGAAGAAGAGCAAGAUGAAUUAGAAUCGACAUCUUCAUCAUCGGAUAGUUCAAGUAAUAGCUCGUGUGUUGAUGAUGAUGAUGAAGAGAAAGUGAAACAACACAUUGAAAAGAAAAGAAUUAAAAAAAGAGAAAAGAAGAGAAAGAUAAAAAGAAAAGAAGAACGAAUAUGUCAAGCAAGUACAGCUCCAACAUCAAUAAUGACUACUAUAGCAGUACCGCCUAUUGAAGAUUAUAUUAUACCUAAACGAAUGACUAUAAAAGAACAACAAAAACAAGAGCAACAGUCCAGUCUUGUUCGAAGCAAUAGUUCACAUCGAUUACCACCUCCACCUACUACACCUCCUUUAAACCCUACCACGCUCCAAUCAAAUACCACCACCCAUUUAUUACCAUCACUAUCUACUACUCUUAAUCACUCUAAUAAUACUACUACUAUGACUCCUGAUAGACCUACAACUCGAUUUGAUCCUUUGUUUAAUUAUCGUCGAUCUUCACCAUUAAAAGAAAUCAAUUUACCUCCUCUUACAAAUAAUUUAAAUACAAUCAAUCCAUAUCAAGACUUGCAUGAUUUUGAUGAAGCCAUGACUCGACUUGAAAGACUUAGAAGACGUGUGCCGCCAGAACAAAGUAAAGUCUUGUCUAGAUUAACUGAUGCCCUCGAAGAUAUUGUGAAUCAAGCCGAAGUUAUUCUUUCAAGUACACAAUAUAACAAACCAUCAUCUUCUUAUCUGCAUCAUCCUAAUUCACAGCAACAACUUCAUAACCCUCGUUUAUAAAAAUAAAAAAAAAAAUGUUUUAUUAUGUAAUAUAGUAAACAAAACAAAUAAAGUAAAGUAAACAGAGAAAACAAAAAAAAA
Molecule: messenger RNA, 1514 nt
Organism: Cokeromyces recurvatus
Lineage: Eukaryota; Fungi; Mucoromycota; Mucoromycetes; Mucorales; Mucoraceae
Exons: 1
Coding region: 39-1433 (464 amino acids)
Biological process (GO): negative regulation of transcription by RNA polymerase II; positive regulation of transcription by RNA polymerase II
Molecular function (GO): DNA-binding transcription factor activity, RNA polymerase II-specific; RNA polymerase II cis-regulatory region sequence-specific DNA binding; zinc ion binding
Source: RefSeq, a predicted model, not a curated record